Molecule: messenger RNA, 4054 nt
Organism: Lucilia sericata (common green bottle fly)
Lineage: Eukaryota; Metazoa; Arthropoda; Insecta; Diptera; Calliphoridae
Gene: Osi17
Exons: 10
Coding region: 623-3385 (920 amino acids)
Source: RefSeq, a predicted model, not a curated record
AAAGAAAGCACAACGUUUUAACGGCUGAAGUAACGCAAAUAAAACUCUGCUGCAAUUUUAUUUACAGAAAUUUUUUGGAUUUGGUUAAUUUUUAACUGAGAAAAGAAAACGAAAUAAAACAGCUUCAACAAUAGCUUCAAUAUAUGAAAUUUAUUUGUAAUAUUCCAGUUUCUGGUCUGUCUUGUAUGUUUUUGUGAAAUAUUUGAACAUUUUGUUAAGCUUGGUAUGUUGGCCAUGAUCUUGUCGUGUUUAGUUGUUACCAAGAUACGCAGUUAAACGCAUGUUUGUUUUAAAGUCAACAAAGAAGUGGUGACAAAAAUAUGUACAAAAAAUAAAAAGAAAAUUAAUUAAAAACAAAAGUCAUUAAAAAAAGUAAAUAAAGCCAAAAAUUAAUAAAAAAACCCAACCUAAUUGUAUAAACUCAAAUAAACAAAAAAUAUUUUUUGUGAAAGUGUUAGAAAAAAUGUUGACCAACGCUAAAUAAGCGUGAAUUUUGUAGAUUUUAGAAUUAAGAACAAAAAUUAUAAGAGAGAAAUUUAAACAAAAUGUGCUAAAAACUAAACGAGACAUUAAUAAAAUAACAAAAAUCAAUAAAUAUUAAAACGGAAACAUAAAUACAAAAAUGUAUAAAAAACUUGAACAAAAUUUAAAUUCAGUUAAAACUGAAAGACAAAAAAAUCUCAAUAACAACAACCUAAAGAAAACCAACACAAUGAAUCUACAAAGCGAAUAUUGUUCUGCGAAUCAUCUUCAGCAGCAGCAGAAGCAACAACUUUUACCAGAUUUUUUAAAUCAAUCAUUUCAAGAAAAGAAUAGAAUCAAUUGUAUUUUAAGAAAUAAGCACAGUAGGACAUCAAAAAAUACAACGGCGACAUGGUUAAGAAGUUUAAGUCUAUUUAAAACGAAAUGUAGACAAGAACACCAGCAACGACAACAACAACAUCAGCACAUUAACAAUAGCAACAAACAAAGUUGGAGUUUGUUAACAACCAUAAUUGUGUUAUUAGCAAUUAUAGAAAAUUCUAUGUCACUAGCAAAAGCGGAUGACAAUUUCAAUAAUAAUGUUGAUGAUGUUGCUACUGCUGACGAUUUCAAUAUAACCGCCACAACAAUACCAUUAACAACACUCCACUAUCACCAUCAUCUACAUCUUCUUAAUGACAACUCUAAUGUUAGCACUGAUGGUGGUGUUGUAGACACUCAAACAUCAACAUUUGCACCAAUUAUGGCGAACAAUGAAUCUUUAUGGUUCGACAAUACCACAAACAGCAGUCCCACCACCACCAACUCCACCUCUAAUACCACCAGUUCGUCAUCGAGAUCACAAAAGAAAUUUAAAACCAAAUACAAUACAGCCGAAGAUUCAAUAUUUUUACGUUUCGCCAAACGUUUUACGGCCGACAACAAUCUUUGGUCUGGCAUCAUACAAGACUGUUACAGACGACCAACGUUUUCCUGUUUCCAAAAGAAUGUCUAUUAUUAUUUAAACGAUGUCUUAGAUGCUCAGGAUGUCAAUGUUACGCAAAGAUUGAAAUUCUAUAAAAAUGACAAUUCAUAUCAAUAUGAUGUUGAGGAAGCGGAGGAUGUACCAACACCCACAACACAAUCAUCAUUGGCUGUGGAUUCGAUGGAGAAUGUGGCAGCUGAGGAAGAAAAUGAUAUAAAGGAAAAUGAAAUACCAUAUGCACGUAAUAGUCGUUCGUUUACAGAUAUUCCAACUGUGGCCGAAACACCCAUCGAGGAAGUGACAAAUGCUUUGUAUGGUAAAAGUAUUAAAUUUGCAAUGACACAUGAUAUAGAAUUAAAACUACCCGAAAUGAUGUUCGAUGGUGCAACAUUUCGUAUAUCACCACAAGCGAUAGAGGGCAAUGGGGUCAUAGCUAAAUUGGAAUUGAUACCAAAACAACAAUCGGAAGCACGUUUGGCGGGAAAAAUUUUAAUGAAGAAAAUACAAAAAUUCUUAAAAAGUAAAUUGUUGCUGUCAUUCUUGGCUUUGGUGCUCAUAAUCAAAAUCAUUAAAAUUAAACUGUUUUGGCUAUUGCCACUGGUGAUUGGUGUUGGUGCUGCCAAAAAAUUACUUUUGAAAUUUUUACUAUUUUUGUUUCCUGCUCUAUCGCAUCUCUUCAAAUUGUGUUCAUACUAUCAACAGACGUAUCAUUCGACUAAAUAUCAUCAUCACCAUCAUCAUAUUAAUCAUCAUCAUACGGUUGUACCUGCUUGGCAUAGUGCGGAAAAUUCUCACAUACCAGAAAUUAUAUACACACAUCCACCCAAGGGACAUGUGUCGGCGUAUUUGCAUGGAGCUCCCAUACACGAAAGUUAUGGACCACCAUCACAUGAACACUUUGAAACGGGCUGGGCAAAUUCGGGUCCCGGUUUGGGUUCAGACUUCAUUAGCGAUAUAAAUCGUGUUGCACAUAUUGAUGACAAAACAAAUUCAUUUAAACCGCACUCAAAUAAUGAUGCCAAUGAAUUGCAUGGUUGGGGUUUGGGUACCACCCCAAUCAAUAAUUUGGCACCGAACAAGAAACGACCACCACUUCAGCAAAACCAACAGCAACAACAUAAUCCAAAUCAAAGAUUUUCAACAACAUUACAAAAACCACCCAUUAAUCAAGCACAACAACCACAAAAUUACCAAAAACCUCAAGCCACUAGUCAUACAUUUAAUCCCUUCAUACAAUCUCCCCAGCCACAACCAGGUGACAAACAAAGCUUUUUCAACAGUAAAUACCGCAAUAAUAUAGCAGCAGCACAAUCGGCUCCUAGUCCUGUCUAUACACCCGCGAGACAACCUUCACUACCUCCUUUGCAAAAUCAAUUAAAGCCACAACAAAUACAGGCGGCAUUAACGCAGGCAGCCCAAAUAGCGGCACAAUAUGAUCCAACGCGAAAUCAAGAACAGCAACAGGCGGCAGGUGGACAAAGCCUGCAACCCCAACAGCAACUUACGCCGGAACUUUCUGCUCAAUUAAAGGAAGCCAUAAGAAUACAAGCUGAACAACGUUUGGUACAACAGCAGCAGCAAAUUUUAGAUAAACAACCAUUUGUACAAGAUGGUCAGCCCUUAAUGCCAUUGAAUUAUGAUCCAUUUUAUAGUCCAAUUUUACUUAAAAUCGAUAAGAUUGUUGAACAAUUGGGUGUCACGGAUGAUUUAUGUAAAGAACGUUUAGUUUGUAGUAUGUACAAGGAUCCACAACGCUACAGUCCGCAUAGUAAUUUUGUUUCGGCGGAAUUGAGUCGGGAUACUAACGAACUACAACCUAUAACGAAUACAAAUCAAGCUGUAGUAAGAUUUUUCCGUCUCAUACAGGCGGCACGUGAUGGUCAAGAUCAAAGGGACUGUUUAGCCUUGUAUCCAAAUUGCAGUAUAAAUACAGAGUAGAAUAAAAAAAAAACGCAAGACGUAGAGAACAAUUCAAUUUAAUUGAAUUUGAAUGUUAACGAAUGGUGUCCUUUCGAUUUGUGUCGGUGCGAGCGAUUCCUUGUAAAGUCAUUAAUAUAGAAAUUUAUUUAUUUAUUGCUUUUUUUUCUUUUGUAUUUUUUUUAGAAAAUAUUUACUAUUUAUUACUUAGUCUAAGAUUUUACUUUUAUUUAUUUAUUUAUUGAAAAAAAAGGAAAAUAUAUAACUGUACAUAAUAUUUAUUUGUGUAAUUAAAUUUCUGGUAAAUAUUUUACUAAUUGAAUUUAUUUGUAGCAUAUAUUUACAUUAUUUUUAUUUAUUAAAAAUUCCAAUCAAUCAGUCUUAUUUAAGAAAUUAAUCAAUUUAUUUUAUUUUCAAAAAGCUUUUUAUAUGGAAUGGGCCUGGUUGAUUAUAAUUAAUUAAAUCCCUAUUCAUAUUCUAUUAAACUUUUCAUACUUUAUAUGUCGCCUAUUUUAUGGCUUUUAUGUAAAAUAUAAUUUGAUUUCAGGAAACUUUAAAACAUAUUACACUCAAAAUUAGACACGAACCAGAUGAUAUAGGCCUGAAACUAUAAAUUUAAUGUAGAAAAACUGCGUUUUUAGUUUUUCAUUUCGUGAUCCUGUGUCCUUUUUAAAGGACUUCUCUUUUUGU